CCUGUGUCCUGGAAGCAAAGUCACUAUAGGAUCCCACGUUCACUUUUCGCCGUGGCCAGAUACGAGUCGUCAGGCUAACAUGCUAAACAUUUGCAAGCUUUUAUAAGGAAGCGAGGCGGCGGAGACCGACUUUGACUGUGACGAUGGUAAGAUACUGUUAGCCGGGUACGACUGGCCAGAGGUGGCUUUAUCAAACGCGAGGCUGAAUUUGCAAUCGUGGUCUAUUGUAACGUUCACGGAUCCGGUAUGAUUCUCGACCGUGAUCAGAUAACGUCGGUCCCGGAUGCGGCUCCCGUCACGAAGGAUGCAGUUCUAGUAGUCAUUGCUCGAGUUCGGGUGUUCGGCGGAAUGAUGCAGCUCUUCCCGCCAUUUCGCGAUCGAACGGUAAUUCGAAUCGGUCCAACAGUCAGAACAGAACAUCCGAUGGUUCGAUUUGAUGUCACCUGAUCCUCGUGAAGGUCAGCCAUAAAAGAUUAGACACAGGGAUCGAGAAGCCUUCAACUGCACUGGCGACAUUGUCUCCUUGCAGAAUUCUUUCGACCACUCCUGGUGAUUGCGAUGUUUCCAAUGACGUCAACGGUGUCCACUUACGAUGUGAAUUUCAUUCUCGGCGUAAAAGCUCUGAAUGACCUGAUCAGGUGCUUCGGUCCAGGCGGAGAAAUGAGAAGGGGAUAAAUUGAUAAGCUAGUGUAGCGGGCGACGUAGAACUGGCGGUCUAUGAUACACCGUAGAGAACUUAUCGUGGCGCAGAGAUACUAGGUGCAAAACUCUUGAUGGAGCUCGCUGGAGAGACUCAAUUUCCAGAUCCAUGACAAUGGAAAUUUGGUGCUUCGUAUCCUGCCACCAAUUAUCGUGACAGUUAGGCACCCUCAGACAGCUACCACUCUUGACAUGUACAAUGCGGUUGGGUUGACGCUUCCGUAUGUGUGCGGUUGUUAGUAUAUAGGCGUGAGAUUUCGUGCAUCAAGAAGUCCACAACUUAUUCGUUGACGAAUACAUACAUCGGGCUGCCUGUUUGUGCCUGCCGAGGGGCAGUUACAUCCGCAUUAGAAAGAAUAGAAACGCGGCUGUUGCGUUCGUUCUCGAUUUCCUACAAUCGUUAUGGUUUCCGAUGGAAUAGCCAUCGAUGCCCCUCUUUUUUUUAAUGCGAUGAAAACCCUCAAAAUUCACAGAGUGGAAGCGUCAAUCACCUCCUGAAAUGUACAUCAGAUUCAAUCGAUGAAAUCAGAUACUGAUUUUUGUGACUCACCUAGAUUCAAUGAUACGAAGAUAUCCUUCC
Marchantia polymorpha subsp. ruderalis is the source of this 1279-nucleotide messenger RNA. Lineage: Eukaryota; Viridiplantae; Streptophyta; Marchantiopsida; Marchantiales; Marchantiaceae. The record is from the annotation of a GenBank genome assembly.